AAGUAAUGCAGCCAUCUAAAUAACAGUAAUAAUUAUCAGUUUAAGCAUAAAAAGAAAGAGGUAAUAGAUGAGAUGAUUGUUAGAUCGUUUAAAAGCUUAACGAGAAGGAUAAUUAAAUAAAAAAGAAUAGGCUAUAAAUAAAUUAAGCGAUGAAGAUGUAAUUGCUUAAUUAAAGGCAAAAGGAUUAGGAGUAUAUGGAACAAAAUAAGAGAAAUUGGAUAGAUUAAAGAAGGCUAAUGGUAUAAUUAUCAAUAUAUAGAAAGGGAUUGAAAUUAAUAAUAAGCAAGAACAAGCACCCUAAUAAUAACAAUAAGCAUAAUAAAUAGUUGCUUAAUAAUAAGCAUAAUAGCAAAAGGGAUCAGUUGUUGACAAUAUCAAAAAGAUGGAAUAACAAAGAGAGGAACGUCGUAAAAAUAUGUAAGAAAUGAAAAGAGAGAAAGCAGAGAGAGAAGAGUAAAAUUAAAUAUUGGGUAAAAAUGUUGAUGUAGAAUUUGAAAUCAUGAUUGACAAAACAAGACUCAAAGGAGGAUUAAUACAAGAACAUUAGACUACAUAAAAUAUCAAAUUAUGUGUGUGUGUUAGAAAGAGACCAAUCUUUAAAAAGGAGGAAGUUGGAGGGGAAAUCGAUGCUAUCAGUUGUGCAAACCCUAUGAUAAGAGUCCAUGAACCUAAAUUAAAAGUAGAUGGCAUUACUAAAUAUGUAGAAAAUCAUGAUUUCUAAUUUGAUAACACUUUUAGUGAGGUAGAAUAGGGCAAGGACAUUUAUGAUGUAAGUCUGGCUCCAUUGAUGGAUUUAUUGAUAAAUUAAGGUGUUGUAACUUGUUUUGCUUAUGGACAAACAGGUUCUGGCAAGACAUACACAAUGAAAAGCAUUUAGGAAUUAUUAGCCACUGAUUUAUAUAAGUUAAUCAGUACUACUCCUUCUUUUAAGAUAUUUGUAUCAUUCUUUGAGAUUUAUGGUGGAAAAUGCUAUGAUUUGUUGAAUGGCAAGGCACCUCUGUAGAUAAUGGAAGAUAAGAAUAAUAACAUAUAAAUAUAAGGAUUAGUUGAAAAGCCGAGUGAAUCAGAACAGGAAUUAUUUUAAUUGAUGGAAUUGGCUAACUCAGUCAGAACAACUCAUGCAACUGUAGCAAAUGAUACAUCAUCGAGAUCUCAUUCAAUCUGUUAAAUUGCUAUAAGAUAAGGAUAUUCAGACAUUGGAAAAUUGAUCUUGGUUGAUUUAGCAGGUUCAGAGAGAGCAUAAGAUACCUAAUCUAACAAUAGAUAAAGGAGAUUGGAAGGGGCUGAAAUUAAUAAAAGUCUAUUGGCAUUGAAAGAAUGCAUAAGAGCUAUGGAUUCAGGAUAAGGACAUGUUCCAUUCAGAGCCUCUAAGCUUACUUUGGUUUUGAGAGAUUCAUUCACUGCAAAAUCGAACAAGUCGAGAAUCAUUAUGAUUGCUUGCAUUAGUCCUGGAAGUUCCUCUGCUGAUCAUUCAUUGAAUACUUUGAGAUAUGCUGAUAGAUUAAAAGAUAAAUCAAAUUAAGCCAAAGUGUAAUUAGAAGAAAGAGAAGUUACAAAUGAAGAACUAUUGUACAGAUAACAAUAAGGAUAAGAUAGAUAAUCGGAUAAGAACUUAGAUAAUAACAAUAAAUAAUUGGAUAAAUAGAAUCCUCCCUUAUAAUUACCAAAAAUCAAUGAUCCAAGAAAUUAAAACAAUUAGAAUGCAGCCAAUCUUAAAAAGAAUUAAUCAUAAUUACCAGAGAAAGAAAAACCAAAAUCUUAACCUGUACCUCCAAAAUAAUAGAAAAGAGCCAGUUCAAUUCAGGAAGACUCAGAUGAUGAUGUAGCAGCUGAAGAAUUAGUUAAUAAAAAGAAUGGAUAAGUCAAAGAAGAUGUCAGAUGCAUGAAAGAAACGAUGAUGAAGAAUGAAUAAAAUAAUGCAAAUGGAAAUGGAAAUGAAUUCUUUGAUUUUCACGAAAAAGUUAAUACCAUCUUGGAAGAACAAGAUGAAAUUCUCAAUAUUCAUAUGGCUGCUAUAAAAGUAUGCUAUCUAUUUAACAUUUUUAGGAGGAUGCUAAAUUAUUACAAUAAGAAAGUGAAUUAAUUUAGUCAAUUUAAGGAGUUGGAAUAGUAGAUUAUGAUGUAGAUACUUAUGUUGGCAAUCUAGAGGCUUUCAUUAAAAAAAAACUAAAAAUUUACAAUUUGUUGAAUAAAAAGCUUUUAGUUUUUAAGUAAUAUAUAGUUGUAUAUCAUAGAACACAUUUGAAAGAAGAAGAAGAGAUCAGUUCUAAGAUGAAGAAUACCUUCUAUUAUUGA
This is a messenger RNA of Paramecium octaurelia, 2295 nucleotides long. Lineage: Eukaryota; Ciliophora; Oligohymenophorea; Peniculida; Parameciidae. The record is from the annotation of a GenBank genome assembly.